AUGUCGGUUUCAAGAAGUUCAGAGUCGAACAAAUCUAAUAAUGAAAAAGAUAAUGAGAGCAUACUUGUCGAUAAGCUAUCAACGAGUAGCGUCGAGAAUCCAGAAAAAGUUGUCGAUGUUGUAAAAGAUCCUUUUGAACAGUAUACCCCAGAAGAGCGCGAAAUUCUGUAUCGUCAGGUGAAUGAUACCGAGGCUAAUUUAGCAGGGUAUAUGCGAAUUGUUACAUGUGGUGAUAAAUGGGAUUAUUUGCUUCAGUUGGCUGGCUGUAUCACCUCUAUUGGUGCUGGCCUUGGUAUGCCCUUGAUGUCUCUUGUCGCUGGUAAAUUAGCCAAAGCUUUUACCGAUCUUGCAAGCGGUCGUGGUGCUGAAACCUUCCAACACGACGUUAACCAUUUUGUAUUGUAUUUUAUUUAUAUUGCUGUCGGUGUUUUUGGAUGUUCUUAUAUCUAUACAGUCACAUUUAUCGUAUCUGGUGAACGGAUUUCUCGUCGCAUUCGCCAACAAUAUCUGCAUGCGGUCCUCGGUCAAAACAUCGGUUACUUUGAUCGUCUCGGUGCAGGCGAAAUUACCACUCGUAUUACUAGUGACACAAAUUACAUUCAAGAUGGUUUGGGUGAGAAGGUUGGCUUGGUGCUUUUUGCUCUUGCGACAUUUCUGUCUGGAUUCGUCAUUGCCUUCAUUCGGCAUUGGAAGUUUACCCUUAUUAUCAGUUCCAUGCUGUUGGCAAUCCUUGGUGGAAUUGCUCUCGGCGUAAAAUUUAUAACGAAGUUUACGAAAGCUCAGAUUGCCCAGCUAUCCAGUUCUAGUACUUUUGUUGAAGAGGUUUUAUCUAAUAUACGUAAUGCAUUCGCUUUUGGUACUCAGAACUUGUUAGCCGAUUCUUAUACGAAAUUUUUGAACCCCGCCAAACGCAAUGGCAUCAAGAAAUCCAUCGUUAUGGGACUCAUGAUCGGAUGGAUGUUUUUUGUUGCUUAUGGUGCUUAUGGCCUUGCUUUUUGGGAAGGUGGUCGUCUUUUGCAUGCUGGAGAUCUGACUGUCGACAAAAUGAUCAGUUGUUUGUUUGCUGUUCUAAUUGCGUCUUAUAGUUUGGCAAAUAUAUCUCCAAAAAUGCAAGCCUUCGUGAAUUGCUCGUCAGCGGCUAAAAAGAUCUUUGACACGAUUGACCGAGCGAGUCCAAUUGACGCCUUUUCGCCCGCUGGUAAAGCUAUUCAACAUGUUAAUGGAGCAAUUGAGUUGAAGAAUGUAAAGUUCGUAUACCCCACGAGACCUGAAGUUGUAGUUCUAGACAACUUUUCUUUGCUGUGCCCGGCAGGCAAAAUUACUGCUCUUGUUGGUGCGAGUGGUAGCGGAAAGUCCACUAUAGUAGGUCUCGUAGAGCGAUUCUAUGAUCCUAUUGCAGGACAGGUUAUGUUGGAUGGUGAAGACAUCCGAGAUUUAAACAUUGCAUCUUUACGCGGCUAUAUUUCUCUAGUACAGCAGGAGCCCGUUCUGUUUGGAGCUACCGUUUUUGACAAUAUUGCUUAUGGAUUGACUGACGACAUUCAAUCAACAAUGACCGAGGAUGAACUGCGAGAGCGCGUUUACGAUGCUGCCAGGACCGCAAAUGCUUAUGAUUUUAUUAUGACUUUGACCGAACAAUUUAAUACGAAUGUAGGCCAGCGCGGCUUUUUAAUGUCGGGUGGACAAAAACAAAGAAUUGCAAUUGCCAGAGCUAUUAUUAGUGAUCCUAAAAUUCUACUUCUGGAUGAAGCGACAAGUGCUUUAGAUUCGAAAAGUGAAGUCCUUGUUCAAAAGGCUCUAGACAAUGCUUCUAGAUCUCGCACAACAAUUGUCAUUGCUCAUCGUUUAUCAACAAUCCGCAAUGCCGAUAACAUCGUAGUAGUCAAUAGUGGAAAGAUUGUUGAACAGGGAACACACUCCGAUUUAUUAGCUUUAAAUGGAGCUUAUGCCAAAUUAGUUGAAGUGCAGCAACUCGCUGAAACGAAUAACGAUGAUGUUACCUUUGAGUCAGGAGAAGAGAAAGCUGGCGAAAUUGUUCAUACGACUGCACAAGAUGAAAGUGAUAGCUCUUCGAUCCCCAAUUCAUUCUCUUUAAUACAUGAAAAAGAAAACGAUGCAGUUUCGCUUCGCGAUAAUCCACUUGCUCACUUGCCAAUCGAUCCCGUUCCGGAUUUGCCAAACAAAACUAUGGACAGUUUAAACGAGGAAAUCCCGAGUGCACAGCUUGAGGGUACCGCGACUAACAUCAGCUCUUGGAAAGCAUUGAUUUUUAUUCAUUCUUUUGUUGAUGGUACUUUAGAAAUUGUGUGUCUUAUUAUUGGUGUGUUAGCAUCCAUGGUUUGUGGGGCCGCAUAUCCCGUACAAGCAGUGGUGUAUGCCAGAUUUUUGAAUAUCUUUACAGAGUUGAAUUCGCCGGAUUACUUCCAUAAAAUUAGCAUUUUUGGUGUUUACUGGUUGAUCCUUGCCAUUGCAGAAUUUUUCGGUUAUUCUAUAAGUGAGUAUUCUAUGUCUUAUGUGCUGCAGUCUGUUUUACAACGUAUUCGCUGGCAUCUCUUCCGUACCCUCCUUCGUCAAGAUGUCGAAUUCUUUGACCGUACUGAGAAUACUGUAGGUGCUUUGACUACUUCACUCUCAACUUCCAUUCAGAACCUAGAAGGACUGACAGGAUCUACUCUUGGGACAUUUGUGCAGAUUCUAACAAACGUAGUCUCUGUUUCAAUUCUUUCACUGGCCACCGGAUGGAAGCUGGCUUUGGUUACAUUAGCUACUUCCCCUGUUAUAAUUACGGCUGGUUAUUAUCGGGUUGCUGCAUUGGAUCAAAUUCAGGAUAAAUUGUCAACCUCUUACAAAACGUCUGCUGCAUAUGCUUGUGAAUCUACAUCAGCCAUUAGAACAGUUGCCAGUCUUACGAGAGAAUCGAAGGUAUAUGAAAAUUACUGUGCAUCGUUGGUCCAACCUGGUAGAGAAACAGCCAUAUCUUCUUUAAUAUCUGGUUUGUUCUUUUCUGCGUCGCAAGCGGUUACAUUUUUGGUCAAUGCGCUGGCGUUUUGGUACGGUGCUACAUUGAUGAAAACAGGCGAAUAUACUUUAGUCCAAUUUUAUACCUGCUUUAUUGCUAUUGUUUUCGGUAUCCAGCAAGCUGGACAAUUUUUGGGCUAUGCAGCUGAUGUUACGAAAGCUAAAUCGAGCGCUGGAUCGAUUAAGUAUUUGUGUGAUAGUAGACCAAAAAUUGAUACCUGGUCUGAAGGAGGACGAAAAAUUGAAUCUUUGGAAGAUUCUUCCAUUGUGUUUAAUGAUGUAAAAUUUCGGUACCCUACGAGAAAGCACAUCCAGGUACUCCGUGGUCUCAAUUUGACGGUUACACCUGGUCAAUUUGUUGCUUUUGUGGGUGCUUCAGGAUGCGGUAAGUCAACGACGAUUGGCUUAAUUGAACGCUUUUAUGACUGUGAAAGCGGGGCUGUAGAAGUUGGAGGUAUCGAUAUCCGUGACUACAACAUUAAUGAUUACCGUAAGCAGAUAGCUCUUGUAUCGCAAGAGCCAACCUUGUACCAGGGUACUAUUCGAGAGAAUAUAGUCCUUGGUGCUUCGAGAGAUGUCACGGAUGAAAACAUUUAUGAAUGCUGUAAGAUGGCAAAUAUUCAUGACUUUAUUAUGGGGUUGCCUAAUGGAUAUGAAACACUUUCAGGACAGAAAGGGUCUUCUUUGUCUGGUGGGCAGAAACAAAGAAUUGCUAUUGCUCGUGCCUUGAUUCGAAAUCCUAAAAUUUUACUGCUAGACGAGGCAACCAGCGCUUUGGACAGUCAUAGUGAAAAGGUAGUACAAGAAGCUUUGAACAAAGCGUCUGAGGGACGUACUACAGUAGCCAUUGCUCAUCGCUUAUCAUCUAUACAGCAUGCUGAUUGUAUCUUUGUAUUUGAUGGAGGUGUAAUUGCUGAGGCUGGUACACACAAUGAACUUGUGAACAAGCGUGGCCGUUAUUAUGAACUUGUGGUUGAACAAGGUCUUGGUACGGAUUAG
This is a messenger RNA of Schizosaccharomyces osmophilus, 4017 nucleotides long. RefSeq names its product leptomycin transmembrane transporter Pmd1 (gene pmd1). Gene Ontology annotation, cellular component: membrane. Gene Ontology annotation, molecular function: ATP hydrolysis activity; ABC-type transporter activity; ATP binding. Bases 1 to 4017 code for a protein of 1338 amino acids. The record is from RefSeq and is a predicted model, not a curated record. Gene Ontology annotation, biological process: transmembrane transport. NCBI's taxonomy places the organism in Eukaryota, Fungi, Ascomycota, Schizosaccharomycetes, Schizosaccharomycetales, Schizosaccharomycetaceae. The transcript has a single exon.